Messenger RNA from Molossus molossus (Pallas's mastiff bat), 5354 nucleotides. RefSeq names its product ring finger protein 216 (gene RNF216). Lineage: Eukaryota; Metazoa; Chordata; Mammalia; Chiroptera; Molossidae. The record is from RefSeq and is a predicted model, not a curated record. Gene Ontology annotation, molecular function: zinc ion binding. Bases 170 to 2785 code for a protein of 871 amino acids. The transcript has 18 exons.
UGAGCCGGCGAGUUGAGUGGCGAUUGUCUGAUCAAGAAGCGAAAAGACAUAGAUAGCUUCUUGCUACAGCCAGAGGAAAAAUGAAGUUUCUUUUAUAGAAACCCUUUGGAACAGAUAGUCACCAUGUUUAGAUAUUAGCAAGCACAUAUGUGUAUGUCCGAAUUUGAAAAUGGCAGAGGGAAAUAACAAUGAAGAGGUAAUUCACUUGAACAACUUUCACUGCCACCAGGGACAAGACUGGAUCAAUCUCAGAGAUGGACCCAUCACCAUAUCUGACGACUCUGAUGAGGAAGGGGUUCCAAUGAUGGUCACCCCAGCUCCUCAGCAACAUGACGAAGAGGAUCUGGAUGAUGAUGUAAUCUUGACAGAAGAUGAUUCUGAGGAUGACUACAGUGGAUUUCUGGAUCUUGGACCUCCUGGAGUUUCUGAAUUCAUUAAACCAAGUGGACAAACAGAAAGAGAACCCAAGCCUGGACCAAGUCAUAACCAAGCAGCAAAUGAUAUUGUCAACCUCGGAUCAGGGCCAAAAAUCUUUAUCUGGAGAAAAAGUGACCUUCUUAUUCCAGAUAGCGAUCCUUUGGACACUCAGAACCAGUCAUCUGAAGACUCAGAGACAGACCUUUUAUCAAACCUCGGAGAAUCGACUGCUAUCCUAGAUGAUCAGACCAUCGAAGAAGACUGCUGGUUAGACAACCAUCCUUACUUCCAGUCUCUAAACCAGCAGCCCCGUGAGAUAACAAACCAGGUUGUUCCUCAGGAGCGGCAGCCUGAAGCAGAACUGGGUCCAUUGUUCUAUCAGCAUGAGCCCCUAGGGCUGGCUUUUCCAAGGCCAGCUUUUCCAAGACCAGAACCCCAGCAGGAUGGGAUUCCAGGCCCCUCUUCUCCUCAGCCUGCCCAUCCUCUAGGAGAGCUUGAAGACCAAUUAGCAAUAGACGAUGAAGAGCCAGGCCCAGCCUUUCCACUACAAGGAUCUCAGGAGCCCAAUUUGGAAAACCUUUGGGGGCAAGAAGCUACUGAGGUAGACCAAGAAGUCAUUGCACUAUUAGUGAAAGAAACAGAAGCAAGAUUUCCAGAUGUGGCAACUGGAUAUAUUGAGGAAAUAAUUCAUUUGAAGAAUUACUAUGAUUUGAAUGUACUUUGUAAUUUUCUCCUGGAAAAUCCAGAUUAUCCAAAGAGAGAAGAUCGAAUCAUUAUCAACCCCAGUAGCAGCCUGCUUGCUAGCCAGGAUGAGACAAAGUUGCCUAAGAUAGACUUUUUUGACUAUUCUAAAUUGGCUCCUCUUGACCAGCGCUGCUUCAUCCAAGCUGCUGACCUCCUGAUGGCCGACUUUAAAAUGCUCAGCAGUCAGGACAUCAAGUGGGCCCUGCAUGAGCUCAAAGGACACUAUGCAAUCACCCGAAAGGCCUUUUCUGAUGCCAUUAAAAAGUGGCAGGAGCUAUCACCAGAAACCAGUGGAAAAAGAAAAAAGAGAAAAGAAAUGAAUCAGUAUUCUUACAUAGAUUUCAAGUUUGAACAAGGUGACAUAAAAAUAGAAAAGAGGAUGUUCUUUCUGGAAAAUAAGCGGAGACAUUGUAGGUCCUAUGACCGGCGUGCCCUCCUUCCAGCUGUGCAGCAAGAGCAGGAGUUCUAUGAACAGAAAAUCAAAGAGAUGGCAGAGCAUGAAGACUUUUUGCUUGCUCUGCAGAUGAAUGAAGAGCAGUAUCAAAAGGACGGCCAGCUGAUUGAGUGUCGCUGCUGCUAUGGGGAAUUUCCAUUCGAGGAGCUGACUCAAUGUGCAGAUGCUCACUUGUUCUGCAAAGAGUGUCUCAUCAGAUAUGCCCAGGAGGCAGUCUUUGGAUCUGGAAAGUCAGAGCUCAGCUGCAUGGAAGGCAGCUGCACAUGUUCAUUCCCAACCAGCGAACUGGAGAAGGUGCUUCCCCAGACCAUCCUGUAUAAGUACUAUGAGCGGAAAGCUGAAGAAGAGGUCGCUGCAGCCUACGCUGAUGAGCUUGUCAGGUGCCCCUCCUGUAGCUUUCCUGCUCUAUUGGACAGUGAUGUGAAGAGGUUCAGUUGUCCCAAUCCUCGCUGCCGAAAGGAAACCUGUAGGAAGUGUCAGGGACUCUGGAAAGAGCACAAUGGCCUCACCUGUGAAGAGCUGGCUGAAAAAGAUGACAUCAAGUACCGAACAUCUAUUGAAGAGAAAAUGACUGCUGCUCGCAUUAGAAAAUGCCACAAGUGUGGGACCGGCCUCAUCAAAUCUGAAGGCUGCAACCGCAUGUCUUGCCGCUGCGGGGCCCAAAUGUGCUACCUCUGUCGAGUAUCCAUCAAUGGGUAUGACCAUUUCUGCCAGCAUCCUCGCUCUCCAGGAGCCCCCUGCCAGGAGUGUUCUAGAUGUUCUCUUUGGACCGACCCCACCGAAGAUGACGAGAAGCUAAUUGAGGAAAUCCAGAAGGAAGCCGAAGAGGAGCAGAAGAGAAAGAAUGGAGAGAACACCUUCAAACGCAUCGGGCCCCCCUUGGAGAAGCCUCCAGAGAAAGUCCAGAGAAUCGAAGCCCUGCCCAGACCCGUCCCGCAGAACCUGCACCAGCCGCCAAUCCCCCCCUAUGCCUUUGUGCACCCGCCCUUCCCCCUGCCUCCUGUCCGACCCAUGUUCAACAACUUCCCCCUCAACAUGGGUCCCAUCCCGGCACCCUAUGUGCCUCCUCUGCCUAAUGUGCGGGUCAACUACGAGUUUGCCCCCGUCCACCUGCCCCUGGAGCACAAUUUGCCCAUGCACUUUGGUCCCCAGCCGCGCCAUCGCUUCUGACACCUGAGCCCUGCCCCUUCUAGGAGCCCCACUGUGCAGGCAGGGGUUGAAUAGAUUCCCCUGUUUACCCCCAAAGCCAGUGGCUCUGCCCGUGCUUUCCAGAUAGGGAUGAUGGGCUUGACUCUUAAAAGCAUAGAUUGGUCUUCCCACCCCUUCCCGGGAAGGGCCACUUCCCCUUGAAGAGUGCCUGGCAAGCUAGUUCUUGCUGGCCAGAGAUAAGGGGGCAGGAACACCCUCUUCCAAAGAGUUCUGCCAUCCUAGCAGCCAGUGCAGUGGCCCUGGCCACAAGGCAGUCAUCUCUGCUGUUACCCACCUCCCUGCAGAAGGAGACAAGGGAAAUGUUUGCCUCCAUUGCCUCGCCCACUAGACAACAGAAGUCUCAGUAAAACCACAUAGGCCUUCCCUACCACAGCACUGUCUGGUUCAUAAUAAAGCUGAAGUGACAAGUAGUGCCGUUGAAGAGAGGUGUGAGCCAUGUUCCCAAGGCCAGGGCCUGCAGCUGAGGUUCCCUGCUGCCUCGAGCUGGCUGGUCCAAGUGAGGAGGGCAGGUGGUGGCCACAGCUCCAAGAGCACCACACACGGCGGGGAAGCGACAGACUGUCCCCCAUGUCCAGAGCCACAGGACGCCAGCCUGGUGACAGUUCAGGGUGAGCUGGCCCUCUUGGCCCACUCAGAUGACCAUCUUGUGCUUUGGGCUCUGUUUUGUAAUUUAUCUAAAAUGUUUGCUGUUUACUCACUUUGAAUUUAAUUUUCUGUGUCCCACUAGACUCUCCCUCAGUCUCUGGAAAGUCACAUGUUCUCCCAAAUCAGGCAGCCUGUGCAGUCCAGAUGGUCCUGAAACCAAAUAAAAGGUCCUUUUGAGGCAGCUGUCACAGGUCUAGUGGCUUUCCCAGGCAGCAAUUACUGGGGAGCCUUCUCUGUCACCAACUAGGCUCCCCUAAGAUUUGGUGGGCAGUGGGUGUCCCCAGGGGGACAGGUGACUCAGACUGUGCUAAGCACCUGCCCAGUACGCUGCCCCACCAGGCGCUCUGCAGGCCUGGAGCUGCCUUCCUGAGGUUGGGUGGGGCUCCUGAGUCCGCUGUGGUCUCUGCCAUGCCCUCACUCCCUUUUCCUGUCCAGUCCCAGCCUGGGGUUUGAGCCACAUCUGAGGCUUUGCCCUACCCCCGUCAUUCGUCAUUCGCUUUGUGGCAUGUCACACCCCAGCGUGUGUGCAGAGCAGAGGCCUCAGUGGAGACUGAGCCUGCCUGCCUGCCUGCCUCCCUGUGUUGGCCUCUGUUUCUGCUGCUGUAUCUCUGAGUCUGUGGGGUUCGCAGGAGUUCAGAGCGCGCCAUAGGCCUCAGAGAGGAGGGUGAGCCAGUGACCCCUCCCUGAGCUUGUUCUGCUCUCCUGCAGCCAGAAGACUGCCCUGCCCAGGUCUACUCGCUGCUGUCCUGUUGUCGGGACAGGAGCAUCACUGUGGUCACCUGCUGCCAGCAGCUUCUCAGAUGUAUUUCAAAAAUUAAAAUGGAGUGAAUCUGCUAAGCUGCCCCUUGCUGCCUUUCCUCUGGCGGAGGGCUUUGCAGGCAGCCGGUCACUGGGCAUGAGAUGGGGCCCAUAGCACAGGCCUGUACCGAAUCUCCACUUCCCAGAACUUCUUGGGGGAGCGGUUGCCAGCCUGAGUGGCAGUGACAGGUGCCUUGAAAGCAUGUGCCCGGUGCUCCCCAAGGAGCGUCUCUGAGAGCAGUGAGCCCCCAUCAGACAGAUAUCCCACCAAAUGGGGAGAGUGACCCCACUCACUGUCCUGCCCCACGAGUGACAGUGCUCACCGUGGCCUCCUGAGCAGAUUCAUUCCACCUCUGCCCCACGCCCAGGGUGUGCAGCUCCAUGGAGAGCUGAGGAAGGUGGCGUGCUCCUGUCACUGUCAUUAGCACAGCCUCUAGGACCUGGCGUGCAAAGGACUGGAAUAAUGGUCCCCCAAGGCCAAACCAAGGACCUGUCCUUUGAGAUGAAUUUUGGCUAUUUCUAGGCCCACACAGCUGCUCAGGAGGGCACCCUGCCAGUACCUGGUUCUAAUGUUCUGCUCGGCAGAUGGGGGCACUCACCGGUGAGGAAGACGGUCACUGCCGUGAGUCAUGACCCUCUAGGUGCCUCAGUGUCCCAGAGGCAGGACCUGGAUUCUGGGCUCUUCAAGAAGCAGUUUAUACUAGUGAUGGGAUUUGGAGAGAUGGGGCCACAAUCAUCUGGCAAGCCAGCAAGUGGCUGCAAGCUGCAAACAGCCAGAAACCUGCAGAGAUCAGCCCCUUUCUGGGGGACAAAGCGGGACGCCCAGAGGCGCCUGGCACCUUCCCCUCUCUGUGCCGAGUGCUCGCUCCGGAGCGUGAGACUGCCUGCAGCAGUCCCGUUCCACUUGCCUUAAACUGGAGAGGAACCUAGUAUUUGCACUUAGCAAAAGAUUUUAAAAUUUUAAAAGAGGUGCAUGACCUGUCACUUUGUAUAAAAAUAGCAAAAAUAAUUACUAAAUUUUUUUCUUUACUUUCUGGUAGUAAAAAAUACAUAAAAUAAUUGUUAUAACUACUGUGUGUAAAAAGCC